AAGUGUUCCAGAACUCCAUUGCUUUAAAUCAGUAAUAUUGAAUGUUGCGUCUGCAUUAUGAUGGUCAUUCCAACCACAUUGUGACCUUACACCUUAAAGUGCUAAAUGAGCUCACUUAAUCAGGCGUACCUCCAUUACUGCACCCGAAGUUCUAGCUGACUGCGUGGCGCUUGGAACUUGGUACAUCUAUGCAACGGAGUCACUAUGAAAGAAACUGCGGUCAAACCUCUAACACUGCCUCAGGAAGAGGUAUUCCCUGAGGGGUAUACAAACCUUGCUUUCAUUGGCGAUGAGAAAGCCAAAGAGGAGCCCUUGCCUGUUGAAACUGCCUCAAAACCAAAGAAACACCGACUGUUCAAGAAGGACAAACCAGAAGACCGAAAAGAAAUUGUGAAGCCCAUUGGAUUCUUUCAGCUGUUUCGCUAUGCCACUCCUCUGGAAACCAUCCUGAUGCUCAUAGGCAUAUUCUGUGGUGUAGUGCAUGGCGUCAGCCUGCCAGUCCUGUUGGUGGUGUUUGGAAAGAUGACGGACAGUUUUGUCGAGAGUGGGCAACAGCAUAAUCUGACAGCCGCCAAUUUAACAGUGAAUGUGAACUCCUCAGAAUGUACCAGUACAGACAUUGAAGCUAGGGUAUCUAUGACCUGCUAUUACUUUCUGGGAAUUGGAGCAGCAGUGAUCUUCUUUGGAACUUUUCAAACUAUGGUAUUUCUGCUGACUGCCACCACACAGACUAAACGGAUUAGGUCAAAAUACUUCCAUGCCAUCCUUCAUCAGCCCAUGGAAUGGUUUGAUACACAUCAGCUUGGUGUGUUAAACAUCAGAUUAACAGAGGAUAUUAACACUAUCAAAGAUGGACUGGGUGACCAUAUUGGCAUCUGUGUGGAGCAUUUCACCACAUUUUUGGCUGGAAUAAUUGUUGGCCUUUACCAUGGCUGGAAACUGUCCCUAGUCAUCCUCUCAGUCGGUCCAAUCAUUGCAGGAUCUGCUGCUGUCUGGUCAAAAGCCCUUCGCACCCUGGGUAGCAAAGAGCUCUCGGCGUAUGCCAAGGCUGGAGCGGUAGCUGAAGAAAUGCUUGUCUCAAUCAGGACAGUUGUGGCUUUCAAUGGACAGAAUCAAGCAGUUGAGAAAUAUGAGACCAAGUUAGAGGAUGCAAAAAACUUAGGCCUCAAGAAGGCCAUUGUCACCAAAGCAUCCAUUGGCGUGGCUCAGUUAUUUGUGUAUGGGACACAUGCACUGGGGCUCUGGUAUGGAACACAGCUUACUGUCGAUGAACCAGAAAACUACAGCAUCGGAAGAGUUUUGAUCGUGUUCAUGGCAGUGAUUAUGGCAUUAUCCAAUUUGAACGAAGGAGUCUCACACUUGGAGGCUAUAGUGAAGGCCCAGGGUGCAGCCAGUGAGAUCUACAACACAAUUGACAUGCAUCGCCCAAUUGACAGUAGUUCAAAGGAAGGCCACAAACCAGAUCGUGUGAUAGGAAACAUUGAAUUCAAGAACAUCCAAUUCAGUUACCCCUCCAGGAAGGAUGUAACGAUCCUGAAGAGCAUGAGUCUUAAGAUCCCCUGUGGGAAGACCAUUGCCCUGGUUGGAGCCAGUGGCUGCGGGAAGAGCACCACCAUACAGCUCCUCCAGCGUUUCUAUGACCCCGACGUAGGAGAGGUCCUGCUGGAUGGCCACGAUGUCCGCUCCCUCAACUUGAAGUGGCUGAGACAAAACAUGGGCAUUGUGAGUCAGGAACCUGUGCUCUUUGGCACGACCAUUGAGCAGAACAUCCGCUACGGACGUGAGGAUGCCACCAAUGAGGACAUUGAGCGGGCAAUCCGGGAGGCCAAUGCCUAUGACUUCAUCUCCAAGCUCCCUGACAAGCUGGACACCGUGGUGGGGGAUCGGGGUGCCCAGCUGAGUGGGGGGCAAAAGCAGAGGAUCGCCAUCGCCCGCGCGCUGGUCAAAAACCCCAAGAUCCUUCUGCUGGAUGAGGCCACAUCAGCGCUGGACACGCAGAGCGAGGCCAUCGUUCAGGCGGCGCUGGACAAGGCGAGAGCUGGCCGCACAACCAUUGUCAUUGCCCACCGCCUGUCAACCAUCAGAACGGCUGACAUCAUUGCCGGAUUCGACAAUGGUGUGGUAACGGAAUUGGGGACACACAGCGAACUGAUGAAUUUGAAAGGAAUCUACUACUCUCUUGUUAUGCAGCAGAGUUCAGAGAAAGACAGUGAAAGCGAGUCAACUGAGUGGGACACUUCCGAUGUGUCAUCUGAUGAGGCGAAUGAAGAGGACCAAAAUCAGGCAUCGGUGGGAAACGAGCUCUUUGCCAGAAAUAGCUUCAGACGGAGGUCUUCCAAAAAAAGAAAAUCCAGGAAAAGAAGCAAGAAAUUUGCAAAAAAAGGGAAAAAGGAUGAGGAGCCUCUCCCUGACAUCCCUUUCACCAGGAUGCUUGCCCUGAGCAAACCGGAGUGGCCAUACCUGCUGCUGGGGGCCCUCUCCAGCUUGGUAUAUGGAGCUAUUUAUCCUUGUUCCGCCAUCCUCUUGGCCAAAAUCAUUGGAGCGUUUGCUGAGAUUGAUCCUGAAGUGAGACGUGAAAGGACCUUGUUUUUCUCCUUGCUUUUCCUUGCUGUUGGAGGAAUGGCUUUUUUGUCUUCCUUCUUACAGGGAUUCUCGUUUGGUAAAUCUGGUCAGCUUUUAACUAUGAGACUUCGAAGCCAGUCUUUCUCUGCUAUGAUGAGACAGGAAAUUGGCUGGUUUGAUAACAGCAGAAAUGCUGUAGGAGUCUUGACGACAAGGUUGGCCACUGAUGCUUCACAGGUGAAAGGGGCGGUCGAAUCCAGUCUGUCCCUGGGCAUCAGCGCGACCUCUUCUCUCCUUAUUGCCAUACUGGUGGCCUUCGUCCACAGCUGGCACCUCAGCCUCCUCCUCAUCGGCUGUGUGCCCUUACUCCUCGUUUCCAGAAUCAUUCAGAUGGGGUCCGAAUCUGGAUAUGCUUCUAAGGACCGGAGUGCUCUGGAGCUCUCUGGAAAGAUAUCCACGGAGACUGUGGAAAACAUCCGGACUGUUGCAGCAUUAACUCUGGAGGACGUCUUCUUUCGCAAGUUCAUGACCAGUCUGAGCGGACCAUACAGGGUUGGAUUGAUAAAAGCACCGAUUCAUGGAGUGACUUUCGGCUUCGUUCGGACAGUACCAUACCUCAUCAGAGCUGCAGUGUUUCGGUUUGGGGCCUGGCUGAUUGCUAACUGCUACAUUGAAUAUGAAAGUGUUUUCAUGGUAGUUAUUGUGAUCACAUUUGCUGCCAUGGGUAUUGGGAGGGCCACGUCGUCUUCUCCAGAUAUUGCCAAAGCAAAAGCUUCAGCACAGAGCAUCUUGGCUUUGCUGGAGCAGAAGCCGGAGAUUGACAUAUGCAAUGACGAAGGAGAGAAGCUGACUGACUGUGCGGGUAACCUCGAGUUCCGCGGCAUCCACUUUGCGUACCCUAUGCGGCCCAACGUCAAGGUUCUGCAGGGCUUGACCGUGUCAGUGGGGCCUGGUCAAACCCUGGCACUGGUCGGGGGGAGCGGCUGUGGGAAGAGCACAUCCAUCCAGCUGCUGGAGCGCUUCUAUGACCCGGCGACUGGACAUGUGUACAUGGAUGGGCAGGACACUAAGAAGCUGAACCUGACGUGGCUCCGCUCCCAGCUGGGACUGGUGUCUCAGGAGCCCACCCUGUUUGACAGCACCAUUGCUGAGAACAUCCAGUAUGGAGACAACAGCCGCGUCUUGUCUCAGGAGGAGAUUGAGGAUGCAGCCAAGAAUGCCAACAUUCACAACUUUAUCCUCAGUCUGCCAGAGAAAUAUAAUACCAGAGUUGGGGACAAAGGCACCCAGCUUUCAGGAGGACAGAAGCAACGGAUUGCCAUUGCACGGGCGCUGGUUCGUCGGCCAAAGGUUUUGUUACUGGAUGAGGCCACGUCUGCACUGGACACAGAAAGUGAGAAGAUCGUUCAGAAGGCUCUGGACAAUGCGCGCCUGGGGCGCACAUGCAUUAUCAUCGCCCACCGCCUCUCCACCAUUCAGAACGCUGACAUCAUUGCGGUCAUCCAGAACGGGAUGGUCAUCGAACAAGGCACGCAUGGGCAGCUGAUGGCCAGACGCGGAGCGUACCACGCCCUCGUCAACGCCCAGGGGUCUCACUGAAGGCCAGGCGGCAUUAUGAUACAGUGGUUUGGGAGCUGCGAUUUUGACCAAGAACCUGCUCUUUCAUUUAAGUAGGUCAUUUGUCAUUCACACAUUCUGGUCCACUUCAGAGACUCUGUUACCUCAAAAUUUAACCAUACUGUACCACACCAUUGUCCGUGAACAAUUUCAGGAAAUUCAAGGAAUUAUCUCAGUGUAGGAUCUUUUGGACACUAUAUUGAAAGAAUUGAAAGUUUAUAAACGUGGUAAGUUCCCGGAGACAAUCUUGCUACUGUUAAUAAUAUAAUUUUGGCUAUAUUAAAGAAAUAGUUUGCUUUCUGGAUUUUUUAGAAAAAAGAUUUAUUGUAUGUUUUCAAUUGGCCCAGACAGGUUUUUUUUUAAUUUUUAGAGAAAUUUCUGAUGAUCCCCCAGCUUUACAGUGGCAUGCAUAGGAUGACAUUUAGGGGUUUUUGGCAAAAGAAAUAAAGUGCAUUUUAAGUCACUCCAAAGCAGCAUUUACCAGCACUAUAUAAAACACCAGGAAGUAAAGUAUCCCUUAAAAGUGAUUUUGAAUUACUGAUGAUGUUUAUACAAGCCAAGAAAUCCAUCACAAACAUGUCAGGCCAAUUGUCAGAUGUCCGUGUUCCUGAUAAAUUGGUGAUUAUUGUUAUUAUCUACCAUAUUUUGUUAUUAACUACUUAACCAUUAAUGUCUUUAAUCGUCAUACAUAUUUUAGCAAAUGGUUGUUUCAGAUUAACUUUUUUUAAAAUCUGUUAGCUAGGUGUAUGUCUACUAAUUACACAGCAUCGCUGGAUAAUUAGUGAAUUGCUUUUUAUAACGCUGUGUGCUUUAUAUGUACAAAAGCAGGCGUGAUUUAGUAUAGUUAAAUUCUGUAGUGAAUGUAAAAUACGUUUUGUCAUGUUUUCCCAAUUAAAUAUUUUUUCAUUGUGCUAUUUA
This is a messenger RNA of Anguilla rostrata (American eel), 5097 nucleotides long. RefSeq names its product ATP-binding cassette, sub-family B (MDR/TAP), member 5 (gene abcb5). The transcript has 29 exons. Gene Ontology annotation, biological process: transmembrane transport. Gene Ontology annotation, molecular function: ATP hydrolysis activity; ATP binding; ABC-type oligopeptide transporter activity. Gene Ontology annotation, cellular component: membrane. Lineage: Eukaryota; Metazoa; Chordata; Actinopteri; Anguilliformes; Anguillidae. The record is from RefSeq and is a predicted model, not a curated record. Bases 205 to 4161 code for a protein of 1318 amino acids.